Molecule: messenger RNA, 2118 nt
Organism: Aspergillus chevalieri
Lineage: Eukaryota; Fungi; Ascomycota; Eurotiomycetes; Eurotiales; Aspergillaceae
Product: DUF726 domain protein
Exons: 1
Coding region: 1-2118 (705 amino acids)
Source: RefSeq, a predicted model, not a curated record
AUGUUUAAGAAUUUCAAAGAGAAACACGGCAGCAAAUUCGGCCUGGGGUCUUCAGACGACGAUGCGCCGGCUCCGGCGAGCGACCACGGUCAGGAUCUGACGACCAUCUUGGACCGAUCUCAACGCGGGGAUUUGACGAUUCUCGUUGCUUUGAUCGCCAAGGACAUGCGAAAUGCAAUUGAGCGGAAUUUCCAGACACAAGGCUUGAAUGACAAUAAUCCUCCGACCGAUCAACCCCCGCAAGGGGCAGGCAAAAAGAAAUCCACCCAACCUGCCGAUGUGCCUCGAUACGGGGAUGAAAAACCAUGGUUUGCCGAAUCUAACACCGCGGAAAACAAAGAAGCUGCCGCUAGUGCGCUUUCAUUCUUCGACGAUUGGAGGGACUCUCUGCUUCUUCGGGUGGGAGAAGUGGUCAACCAAGACUAUGAGGUUUCGGAAGAAGAGGGUGGUGCAGACUCGCAAAAUCUUGAGUCGCAGGAUGUGCCAGUCGAGAUAAACGAGCGGUCUUUGGAAAAACUACGCAAAAUCUAUCCUCCUACUGAUACCCCACUUGUCGACCUUCCCAAGGCCAAAAAGCUUCUGAUUCUCCAUUCACUUCUACUGUUGGUGCUUAGUCUCGAGCACUAUAACGGCCUAUCCCGUGUUUUGAUGCUACGCAUUGCGUCCAGCUUAGGCUUGGAUGUGAAACUUCUAAAUGACAAUGAAACCAAAGUCGCACGAGGCCUUCUAGAUAUGGCAUUGAAACAACCAUCAAACGCAGAAUCCGAAGAACAAGCCAAGAAGAACGACAUGGCAAGGAAGGUGAAGGUUGGAAUUGCCUCUGUUGCUGGUGCUGUUCUAAUUGGUGUCACCGGCGGGCUUGCCGCACCGCUUGUGGCAGCUGGAUUGGGUACCGUUAUGGGAGGUCUGGGACUUGGUGCUACUGCCGUUGCAGGAUACCUUGGUGCGCUUGCUGGUAGUGGCGUUAUUGUCGGUGGUCUUUUCGGUGCAUACGGAGGUCGGAUGACAGGGCGUAUGAUGGAUAAAUACGCACGUGAAGUGGAAGACUUUGCAUUCAUACCUCUUCGUGGUCCUCGACGGAAGUCAGAAAACGAAAAAGAAGCUGCCCAGGAAGAUCACCGUCUCCGAGUUACCAUUGGGAUCACUGGCUGGGCCGAGGAUGCUGCCGAUCUUGUUGUUCCGUGGCGAGUCGUCGGCUCCGAGUCAGAAGUGUUUGCCCUCCGUUGGGAAUUGGAGGCUUUGCUCAAGCUUGGUAACGCCAUAAGUGCAUUGGUCACCAGUGCUGCAUGGACAUUUGCCGGUCGCGAAGUUCUGUCCAAGACGAUCUUUGCGUCGAUCAUGAGCGCUGUUAUGCUGCCAAUGGGUCUUGCCAAGGUCGCGAGCGUGGCUGACAAUCCCUUCAGUGUGGCCAAGGCACGAUCAGACAAAGCCGGCGUGGUCCUUGCGGACGCAUUGAUCAACAAAGUGCAGGGUGAGCGACCCGUCAAUCUGAUCGGAUACUCGCUAGGAUCUCGUGUGAUCUUCUCCUGUCUUCAGACGCUGGCGAAGAGGCGCGCGUACGGUCUCGUGGAGUCAGUGAUUCUCAUGGGCUCGCCAACGCCAUCCGACACCGAAUAUUGGCGCCGUAUGCGCAGCGUUGUCAGCGGAAGACUAGUCAAUGUGUACUCUGAAAAUGACGGCGUGCUCGCUCUGCUCUAUCGGACCAGCAGUCUUCAGUUCGGCGUUGCGGGACUUCAGCCUGUUGAGGGUCUCUCUGGAGUUGAGAACUUGGAUGCGAGCUCAGUGAUUAGCGGCCACCUGCGUUACCAGUACCUCCUCGGUAGACUCCUCAACGUCGUUGGAUUGCAGAGCAUCGAUUUCUAUGAGGCCUCCCAAGGAGAGGCAGCAUUGGCGGCCCUGGACCAGUGGGAGGAAGAGCAGCGACGUAAAAAUAAGCGUGAAGUCGAAGCUGAGGCUGGAGAUAGGUCGGAAAAGGAGAUUUUGGAAAGUGGUGAGGGAAUGGGCAGUGAGCAGGAGCGGUUGCAGAAGCAGGUGGACCAGAAGACGCAGGAACACUUGCUUCCCCGCAAGAUGGAACAGGCUAGUACGCGUGAACGUCAGGAUACCCAUGGUAAUUAG